Papilio polytes (common Mormon) is the source of this 464-nucleotide messenger RNA. RefSeq names its product Down syndrome cell adhesion molecule homolog. NCBI's taxonomy places the organism in Eukaryota, Metazoa, Arthropoda, Insecta, Lepidoptera, Papilionidae. Gene Ontology annotation, molecular function: protein binding. The record is from RefSeq and is a predicted model, not a curated record. The transcript is spliced from 4 exons. The annotation marks the transcript as partial.
CCUGCCGCUCGCGCUGGAACAAGUGCAUAGCUACACGUUGGAACACGCACGUGUGGGCGGGGUGGGCGCUGGCGAGGAGGCUGGCGAAGGGGCGGGCGAGGGUUCAUGGCGCAGCGAGUGGGUGUCGGGCAAUGCGCGGGCGCACGCGCUGCGCCGGCUGGCUUGCGGCGCGCGCUACCGCGUACGUAUGUCGGCGCUGGGGCCCGCCGGCACCUCGCCACCUAGCGCUGAACUCAUCGCUGGCACUAGCGGCGGACCUUCAAAAGCGGCACUCGAAAAGCACCUAUUUACCAGCAACAGUAGUUGCGUGCGACUGAACCUACUGACGUGGGACAGCAACGGCUGCCCCAUUACACACUUCGUCAUAUCCGUUAAAGGUUUCGAGGAAUCCCAGUGGCGCACGGAGAGCGUAUCGCUGGAGGGCUGCCCUCGCGGUGUGCACGCAGUGUGCGCGCUGGCACCGG